This is a messenger RNA of Malaya genurostris, 1406 nucleotides long. It is a transcript of the gene eIF2beta, whose product is annotated as eukaryotic translation initiation factor 2 subunit 2. The transcript has 4 exons. Lineage: Eukaryota; Metazoa; Arthropoda; Insecta; Diptera; Culicidae. Gene Ontology annotation, cellular component: eukaryotic translation initiation factor 2 complex. Bases 152 to 1201 code for a protein of 349 amino acids. Gene Ontology annotation, molecular function: translation initiation factor activity; translation initiation factor binding; mRNA binding. The record is from RefSeq and is a predicted model, not a curated record. Gene Ontology annotation, biological process: formation of translation preinitiation complex; translational initiation; formation of cytoplasmic translation initiation complex.
CUUUGCAAGUAUUGACAACUCGAAGUCAAUUGAAAAAGGGAAAAUUUUCUGAUGCAACAUCGUCAAAUCGCAAUUUUGUAAGUUUUUCGUGAAAUAUUGGAAGACUCCAGUUAUCUCAAGUGCAAUUCAGGAAAACACGGAUCAAGUUAUCAUGGCAGAAGAUGAUGCGAUAUUUGACCCUUCCUUGAUGAAGAAAAAGAAAAAGAAGAAGACUCCUUUUGAUUUGGACGGUGCAGCGGGAGAAGAGAAUGCGGAUGUUGAUACUAAUGUCACUAGCGAUUCGGCUACUCAAGGAGAUGCGGCUAUAGGCAGUGAAGCUGAUGCGGCCGGUGACUUGAAGGAUAAUUUGGAAUUUGAAAGUUUCGGAAUUAAGAAAAAGAAGAAGAAGAAACCUUUUUUCAAUUUGGAUGAAUUGGAUAAUGCCCUGCCAGUCUUGGAUGCUGGAACGGAUGCCGAAAGGGAAAACAAGGAAGGUCGCGUGGAUGAUGGGGACGGUGGUGUCUUUGGAGCUGGUGAUGAUGGACUAGACGAUGACGAUAUGAAGAUUGAUUUCAGCAUGAAGAAGAAGAAGAAAAAGAAGAAAGAUCUGACUGAACUGAUGGAAGCUGAGGAGCAAGCCCGAGAGGAUGAGAAAGAAAAUGGCCUUACGGAUAACGAUGGUUGUGAAACGGACUUUGUGGAUGAACACAGCACAACGUGGGCUGGAUCAGAUCGUGACUACACGUAUGAUGAGCUAUUGCAACGCGUCUUUGAGAUAAUUUUGGACAAAAAUCCCGAUAUGGCCGGUGGUCGGAAACCCAAAUUUGUGAUGCGCCCUCCUCAAGUGCUACGUGUCGGAACGAAAAAGACUUCCUUUGCGAACUUUACCGAAAUUUGUCGAACUCUGCAUAGGCAACCGAAGCAUUUAUUGGAUUUCCUACUAGCCGAAUUGGGUACCAGCGGUUCGGUGGAUGGAAACUCACAACUUAUUAUCAAGGGCAGAUUCCAGCCGAAACAGAUCGAGAACGUUUUGCGACGAUACAUCAAGGAGUAUGUGACCUGUCAUACCUGCCGUUCGCCUGAAACCAUCCUCCAGAAAGACACCCGCCUGUUCUUCUUGCAGUGCGAAACUUGCGGGUCACGCUGCUCAGUGGCCAGUAUUAAGUCUGGUUUCCAGGCCGUCACCAGCAAGCGUGCUGCUAUUCGUGCGAAAACGGCCUAAUUUGGUCCAUGCUUGUUUUCUAAUAACUAGUUUUAUGAAAAAUUCGAUUGACCAGAAAAACAUGGCAAUUUAGUAAGCGCUGAAUAGAUAAAAGUUGGUACCAUUAACGUGUGUAAUAUUUUUAAUUAGUUCAGUGGCACAAGUGUGUAGAAAUUACUAAAUUGUAUAAACUUGAGACCGGUAUAAUAAAAUGCACUAUAACCCA